AUCACGGAGCAAGUGUCAGCAGCGUCCUCGAGACGAAUAAUAUCGACGAUGUUGACGGUGUCUUUCGGCCAACGGUCUGAUCAUCCCUCGAAAUAUCGCGGUUUCGAAUCAAUGCCGUUCUCAUAUGGACACAAGUGAGAAUUAGUGUGAAGUGGGAGUGGUUAUCCGCAAAAUAUCAAUUUAUUGAUAACAGUGAACCGGUCGCAUCUCCUGAGGAAACAUGUUUAUCGAAAAGCCGGUGCCAUUUCAUUUGUAGGUUAUAUGCCGAGUGAACAAAUGAGUCGGUUGUAGUGUAAAGCCGCGAUAGAUAAAAUGUCGAGGAAGUGGUUGUCGAAUUUCGCACUGGCUGCCACUAUCAGAUGGCUGCUGAUGAAUUCCGGCUACCAAAAAAUCAUCAGCAACCGCGUCGAAGUGUCGACUGCUUUGAACUCUUGGAAGAGAGUAACUGAAGGGGUUUAUUUGUAUAAUUUUGGCAUUGACCCCUACGAAGGUGAUCUGUUUCAUGAGACUCCUAUUGGCUUAUAUGUCUUUAAUCUUAUGCAGAAAUAUUUACCUCAGUGGGUACUUUUUCUGCUGUUUAUCGCUACUGACUUGAUAACAGCCUUGUGCCUUGCAAUUACCGCAAAGCACUACGCAAUCGAGCUGGCAACAAGGAGAAAAGAAGAAAAAGUACAAGAUGAAGAUAAGCUUGACAAAGGUACCUCCAGUGUAUCAGUCUUGUAUGUCUCUGCAGGCUACCUAUUUAAUCCUUACAUAAUACUCAACUGUGUCGGCCUUACAACUACAGUCUUCACCAAUCUGCUCUAUUCGAUUGCACUGUUGUCCAUGACAAGGCAUUCCAUACUGUGGAGUUGCAUGUCAAUAGCACUGUUGACACUGCAAGAACUCUAUCCCAUAUCGCUGAUGGUGCCAGCAGCUAUCUACGUCGCCAAUGCAGCAAGUGAUAAGACCAAGAAAAUUAGCAUCAUCAUAAUGCUGGUCGCGUUCAUGAGCAUCUUGGCAGUGCUGUUCGCCGUUUCUUACUACAUCAUGGGAAGUUGGUCAUUCCUGUGGAGCACUAUUGGAUUCAUUCUGACUGUGCCUGACCUACGCCCGAACAUCGGAUUGUACUGGUAUUUCUUCACGGAGAUGUUCGAGCAUUUCAGAUGGCUCUUCAUCGCGUCAUUCCAGAUAAACGUCAGUUUAUUGUACAUAGUCCCUUUAGCGCUGCGAUUGCGACGCGAUCCAAUGUUGCUAGCAUUCUCGUAUCUAGCGAUAGCUGCCAUAUUCAAAUCCUACCCGUGUAUCGGAGAUGUCGGCUUUUAUAUAUCUCUGUUGCCGCUUUGGAAGCAUUUGUUUCAACAUAUGCAACAAGGAUUUAUCGUAGGCUGUUUCGUGCUGUUCUGCACGGUCUUCGCUCCGACUGUAUGGCAUCAAUGGAUUUAUUCCAGAUCGGCGAACGCAAACUUUUACUUCGGUGUAACGCUAGCAUUCGCUAUAGCGCAAAUCUUUCUCCUCACGGACAUCCUGUUCGCCAGUCUGAAAUACGAGUUCGCGGUUCAGCACGGUAACAAUAAGAAGGUUAACGGAAACGAAGCUAAGUUGCUACUGGAGUAAUGAGACUUUCUAGGUGAGAUAAUAAUUAACGUAAUAUACAUUGAAUAAACGACACACGUCUUUGAAUUGUGCGAAAAUAAAUAGUUUUCUAUAAGAGUAGUUUUAUUUGUUGUUUUAUUUGGACAAACUGACAUACUUGACCGCGCUGAUUUUUAAAGCAUUACUGAAGGCAACAAUUUUGCACUUUGUUCUUAUCAAUCACGUUACAAAUUGCAGAUAGUGAGAUCAGAUUAUAGUAAAAAUUAUAGAAUAAAAUUACAAUAAAUUACGAUAAGUUGAUAAAACACAAUGUAAAAAGUAAAUCAUAACUUAGAAACAUGAACAAAAAGGAAUAAAUAUCUUGUGUAAUUAAAGAGCUAUACUAUAAGUUAUAAGUUUUAAACCU
Molecule: messenger RNA, 1981 nt
Organism: Harpegnathos saltator (Jerdon's jumping ant)
Lineage: Eukaryota; Metazoa; Arthropoda; Insecta; Hymenoptera; Formicidae
Gene: PIG-U
Product: phosphatidylinositol glycan anchor biosynthesis class U
Exons: 4
Coding region: 313-1596 (427 amino acids)
Biological process (GO): attachment of GPI anchor to protein
Cellular component (GO): GPI-anchor transamidase complex; membrane
Source: RefSeq, a predicted model, not a curated record